Messenger RNA from Bactrocera oleae (olive fruit fly), 1297 nucleotides. RefSeq names its product ATP synthase subunit s, mitochondrial. Lineage: Eukaryota; Metazoa; Arthropoda; Insecta; Diptera; Tephritidae. The record is from RefSeq and is a predicted model, not a curated record.
UCUCUGAUAUAAUAUAUAAUAAUUUACAUUUUUAAAUCAAAAUUUUAUUGUAAUAUAAUUACAGAUUAUCAAAUAACAGCUCCUCUUAAUAUUUAAGUCACUGGGUAUUGAAACGAAAUUGCAUUCCUUUAAGUUAAACGUAAUGUCGUGUGAUUAGAAAAUAUCCGUUCUCUGGUGUGAUAUGUACAUUUUUGUAGUUGGCAACGCAAUAGAAUCAAAACAAACAAACAUAAUUUCAACCCAUAUGAUUUUGACGCUCAAGUUACAUACAUAUAUAUAUAUGUUUUUAUUGCAUCAGUUAUUCAGACAAGAUGUUUAUUUUGCAAACAAUAUCUAAAACAAAUUUAAUUUAUCAAUGUCAACGCACUUUUAAUAGUAUUUCUACUAACAAAAACAUUCAAUUGCUUAACAAACUUAAAAGCGUCAAUUUACAAAAACGUGAACUAUGGGGUUACGUAGCAAUUGCAUUCAACAAAGUUGACAACGAACGACUAUCCAAAGUGGGACCGGAUCGGCUGUGUGCAGAAUGGAUAUUGAAAAAUGGUGGUGCAGUUGGUUUAGUAGGCAUGCAAAAUAGAGUACUUAAGGACUAUAAUAGUCUGCCACCAGAGUCGGUAAAAUUCAAUCUGCAAGUCAUUGAUGCCACUAAUGCGUCUAUUAUGAAAAUGGGACUUGAUCAUUUUGCCGGUUGUCGACAUAUAGAUACGGUUAUAUUUCACAAUUGUAAGCAUCUAGAAGAUGGUGGUCUUGAGGGUUUAGUGCAUUUGAAAAGCACGCUAAAAAGAUUACAAGUUUCUGGUUGUUAUAAUCUGAGAGACAGCUGCUUUGAUGUAGUAGCUCAGUUGUCGGCGCUAGAACAGUUACGUUUAUUCGAUUUGUUAUAUGUAAAGGAUAUACAAGGCAUGGCUACUAAACUACGACAAGCGCUACCAAAUUGCAAAAUUGAAGUGAGAGCCUCCCAGUAAACUGAUUUUCAAACUGAAAAUGUACAUACAUACAUUUAAAUAUUUCUGGAAAUAAAAGUGUCUUUUCGUUAAUAUUAUGCCAGAAAAAUUACAUAUUUUCGUGCAUAUAUUUUCAUCGCUUAUUUUCAACAUGUGUAACGAUUCGUGUUGUUCCUUAAGAUACACGCUAUCAAAUCGAACACCUUUUAAAUGUGUAAUCAUCGUUAAGUGUACAUAUACUCACAAAUAAAUAUAUUUGCAUACAAAAUUAUUUAAAAACAAAAUUAAUUAUCUUUGAUAUUUCUGUAUUAAGUUGUGUUUUUAAUAAAGUCAACAUUGAUAAUUAGCCAUUG